This is a messenger RNA of Haliotis rufescens (red abalone), 2197 nucleotides long. RefSeq lists its product as uncharacterized. The transcript has a single exon. The coding region runs from base 598 to 1629 and encodes 343 amino acids. The record is from RefSeq and is a predicted model, not a curated record. NCBI's taxonomy places the organism in Eukaryota, Metazoa, Mollusca, Gastropoda, Lepetellida, Haliotidae.
UCUGCUUGUGGCAGAAACAGCCGACAACAGCAGACGAUAGGAAGCGGCGGGCGGGAGGAAGUCUGCACGUGUGUAAGCGAUCAGUUGUGUCGUAGUGUAUGAACACCGAUACGAUCUGCCCUAUGCUGCGUUACACGAAGACAGAUUAGAAAAUGUCCAGCUCUAAUGUUUUAUCAGCGAUGUUACAGCAUGACUGCUGUUAUAUACGGUAGUUUAUAGAUGACAUGCUGUUUUAAAACGCAACUUGAUGUCAUGGAAUCGGAUUACUCUGUUUGAGGACAGUUGCUUCCCAGACAUAAAAAAAUGUUCCGAUAUGAUGAAUAGAGAUGCGGAAUAUUCUGAAGUGGAGAAGUGAAAGAAGAGGAAGAUGUGCCUGCCUGCUCGAUGAACGCGAAGCAGGAGGAAGAUGAUGGACAUUAAUCGUAGGCUUUAUCAUGUGCACACUGGAUAUUAUUGUGCUCGUCAUGACGGCGAUGAAUUGACGCACCCCUGCUGGGCUGUCCCGUAACGUACGUCUACACCUGUGGAGUACCUCUGUAGUAAGUUAGUGUUGCGUGUACAUACAUACCUCUAGUGUCAGCGACCACACCAUCCGCCAUGCGGACUCUGAGGUGGACGAAGACUGUCACAUAUUUUCUUAUUGUGGCGGUCACCAAUUUUGUGUGUUUGUAUUCAGGAUGGCUGCUGAGAGCAAACUCUAUUCAAUUGAUCGAGAAGGCAUCAUCAACUAACUUGCAUCUGCCAGAGCAUUCUUCUAAAAAGAAUGCACAUGCUCACCAGGAAGGGCCAUACGUCAUUCCACAUUCCUCAGGACAGAUUCCAAUGUUCUCGCAUUCCUUACAUAUACCUCUUGUUAAUGAUACAAAACGUUUUCAUGGUAACAGAAACUUACUGCUUAAAAGAGAGAAAAUAUUAAGGCUGUUACAGGCAUUUCGACCAACGGUGACCUUGAAGGAAUCUCGACUUCUUUCCUCCAUCAUCCAUCGCUUCGUUAGUGUGAUGUAUAACAACGAUAUUACCUAUUUCAUGUACGGAGGAACGCUUCUUGGUUCUUAUCGUCACCAUGACGUCAUACCUUGGGAUGAUGACGCAGAUUUCAUUGUUUCAAGGCGUGAGAGGCAGCUGGUAUAUAAACUUCUGAGCCAACUAAAACCACAUUAUUUUCUGGACGUGAAACAAAAGACAAGAUGGAAAUUCUAUUCCGUGUUGUCCAGGCCCAUCAGGGGCUACACCUGGGACUGGCCAUUUCUGGAUAUAAGUUUUUUCGAGGAAAAUUCCACUCAUAUUUGGGAUGGAGAUCCUGUUUAUUCAGACACAUUCGUGUAUGACAAAGACAUCAUAUUCCCCUUGAAAAUGCGCCCAUUCGCAGAUAUGACAAUACCUGCACCGCGGGAUAUAGAAUCUUUUUUAUACCAAAACUACAAUCCAGAUACGUGUGAAUCUAAUAUUUAUGACCAUAGACGAGAAAAUUCAGUUCCGUCAUUAUUUAGGAAAUCAGUGCCAUGUUCGCUUCUGAUGGACAAGUUUCCUUUUGUAUCCAGGACUAUAGUGCGUCAAGGUGUUAACGAGACUCUUCGAGUUAACGGCCGCAUUCUAAGCUGGUUUUUAGACGAAAAGGAGGAAGUUUAAUCGAGUCGUCAUCAUUCGCUGUCUCAUAUCAUUGAACAACAGUGGAAAUGUGUAUAUGUGAUAGUCAGCGAGUGUUUGUUUCAUCCAACCUUGACUUAUUGCCAAUAGACCAGGACUGUUAACGUACAAUGAAAACUCGACAUUGCAGACUUUCCAUUUGUUAUAACAUUAUCAUGUCAAACUGAAGUGCCUGUUUAUUCCCACAAGCAUUUAUGCCAUUCCUCUGAUAUUCUGCCAACAGGAAGAACAAGCACUUGUGGCCCGUGUGUUCGCAACAAGAACGUUUAAAGGAUCGACCUAGAGUUAAUCGGGGUGAACCGUUCAGUGGAUUACUUGUUGAGUGUAUCGGAUCGCGAUGUGAAGGAGCGUCAACACUUAUUACAUAUCAAAGGAACAGAGUGACAAAGGUCAUCGGUAAAUAUUGACUAGCAAGCUGGGACAACGGGAUUGAGUUACGUCCGUAUGUGAAACUGUUCUUAUCUUCAGACCCCUGCUUCAUGGUCGCUUCGGAGAUGGUUGUGAGAAUUGAACAUCUGACGUUAUCUGCAAGAUAAAUGCUUUUAACGGG